GUAUUUUAGAUGUAGUAAUUGGGCAGCGUUCACUUCAACCUAUUGUGUAAGUUUGAUUCUAUACAACUAAAAGCUCGUGACGUAAAAGUAUAUUUAUUUCAUGUAAUGUGAUAGUGCAAUCUACUUUCAAGACAACAAAAUAGCAAUCUAUUGAUAUUCUUGCAAGAACGAAACUGCACAUGUAAAUGUUGAUACCUGAUACAAGAAUACAAUAACUUACUUGACUUUCAACUGCUCUGCCAUAGAAAGUAUUCAUUGCACCUAGGAACGAUGGACGAAAUUAUUCCAAGCUGGCUUGACAAGCAUUUUGUGACGGCUUGUAUAACAGGAGAUCCAAGUCAAGAUAGAAGUAACUGUACUGUAUCAUCGUUUGAUGUAUCUUCCGUUCUUCCACCAGGAAACAACUAUGCAGCCAAUUUAUUGAGAGUUAAAGUGACCUACAAUAACCGCGGUAAAACCUGUACUCAAUUUAUGAUUGUAAAAUCACUUAUCGAAAAUAAUUUACUCUCCAAAAUAUUCUAUAGGUUUUUUGAGACGGAGCCUGUAUUCUAUAACACAUAUCUACCAGAAGCUUUGAAAGUGAAUCGGAAUUUGCCUGUACCUAAGCCGUUUUUCUCCCCAAUACCUGAUGUUAUAGUAAUGGAAGACCUCAGUGAGAUGGGCUACAAGUUGCCCGACCGAUGCCAAAUGUUGGAUUUUGAACAUUGUAAACUUUUCGUCACCGCUUCCGCCAUUUUCAGUGCUGUUUCUGUGGCCAUUCACAAGAAACACCCAGAAAUCGUCGCAUCUUUAGCUAUAGAUCCCUUUUACUCUAAAGAUCUUGCAGACAACUGUGCUGAGUUGCACAAAACUCUUAUGACCAAAGGGUUGCUAUGUAUGGCUGAGCACAUAGCGGAGACCGAACAGUUUAAGAAGUACUCCAAAGUCGUGCGCGAUUGUGCUUAUACAACCUGGGAUAAAGUUAUCGAGCUUCACAAACCUUCCAAUAAGUUGAAUGUGCUCCAACAAUCAGACGCUUGGACUGGUAAUGUGAUGUUUAAGUAUGAUAACUAUGGUAAGGUAAAGGAUAUAAAAAUAUUGGAUUUUCAAGCAUUAAGGUACAGUUCUCCUGCCAGUUCCUUAAUUUUCUUUCUCUGGACCAGCGCAAACCACGAGGUCCGAGAGCGCCAUCUUGAAGACCUUUAUGAGAUCUACUGUGAUGUCCUAAAUGAAAAUCUUGCCAAACUCAAAUGUCCGGAAAGGGUGUCCUUGGAUGAAUUUCUUGAUGAUAUGCAACUCCUAAGCCCAGCGGUUCUAGCCAUCGCAGCCUAUUUCUUUCCACCCUUGACAAAUCCUUGCGUUAUGGACUUUGAAAGACGUAUUGCACUAGCACAAAGUGAUGGAGAAAAUCCAUACGAGGAAAGUUAUGGUGAAAACUACUGUAAAGAUAGUUUUUUGAGGAUUCUGAGUCAGUUAGAACGAUGUGGAGUGUUUAACAAUCUCUAAGUUUACUUUAGUCUUAACUAGUCUAAGUACGAAAAAUUAUUUUAGUAAACAUACUGCAAAAUUUUACUGUAAAUUUAGGAUAUUUCAUUACUAGGAGUAUCAAUUCAUAUUUACAUUUUAUGUAAAGAUGACUGGCACUAAUCUUAACAUAAUUUUUAUUUACUACUCACAAAUAAUGUUUUAACAAAAGAAAAUUAAAUUGUGCUAAAAUUGGUAUAUGUGUUUCGGUAAAAUUAUAUUAAUGAUUGAUCAUUAUAAAAAAUAAUUAAUUAUAUUAAGCUACAUACUUAUAAAUUCUAAAAUAUUCAUUGAAACUAUUAAAAAAUCAAA
Molecule: messenger RNA, 1815 nt
Organism: Homalodisca vitripennis (glassy-winged sharpshooter)
Lineage: Eukaryota; Metazoa; Arthropoda; Insecta; Hemiptera; Cicadellidae
Exons: 2
Coding region: 271-1485 (404 amino acids)
Source: RefSeq, a predicted model, not a curated record